Molecule: messenger RNA, 1899 nt
Organism: Marasmius oreades (fairy-ring Marasmius)
Lineage: Eukaryota; Fungi; Basidiomycota; Agaricomycetes; Agaricales; Marasmiaceae
Exons: 2
Coding region: 1-1899 (632 amino acids)
Molecular function (GO): protein binding
Source: RefSeq, a predicted model, not a curated record
AUGGGAAAGGCGUACAUGCCUACAACCACAACCACGUCUCGUUGCGUUCAAGAACACUCAACAGUCAACAUCGACUCUUUACCCCCGGAACUUCUCAUCCAUAUAUUUGGUUUUACCGCGGCUAUCGAUCUCCUUUCCCCACUCAACAUAGCCCUUGUUUGUCGCAAAUGGAAUGACGUUAUCACAACGAGCCCCUCCGUCUACCAGUACAUCCAUCUAUCAGACUCGCUGCCAUUCAACAAAACGACUUUGACCGAAACAGAAAUCUCAACACAACGAGCCAAAUUUUGGAAGAGAAAUCUCACGCUUGCAAAAUUGUGGGUUGAGAGGGCAAAUCCUCUUCCUUUCGACGUGGACAUUAGGAUUGGACCACAAGUGAAGGAGGAGAAGGAUCGCGUAGAUCUUGUCAGGGAUGAUUCGAAUUUGCUCGGCAUGCUCUCCCCCUUCUACGAGAAUAUGGAACGAUGGAGGUUGUUGGUUGUCAACGAUGGAGAGAGACCGGCUGAGAGCUUCAAGUUCAACCAACUCCUCACCACUCGUUCCAAAAGGAUGUCGACACUCUGCUCUCUGAAUAUUUCAAUAUGCGAUUUGAGUAAUGAAGAUUCGUUACUCCAUGUUCCCAAAGGACUGUUUAUCCCUUCUACCUCCGUUCUCACACUCCCUCCCAGUCUUCUUGGCCACGACCAAGUAUUUCCCUCGCCCCUUACCCCUUUCAUAUCACAAAUAAACAGGAAGCAAGACCGAGAAAAAGAUGGGCGACUCACCGCAAACUUUGUUCUUCCCACCUUACCCUUUCUCCCCACCGCGUCGGAAUACCAUAUCACUCAUCCCGUACAGCCUUCCGGCCUACCCUCAAUCACGUCGUUGACAUUAACAGAAUACUCUGUCACUCGUCAUCUCAACCCUUAUGUCCUCCUCUCCUUCCUCAAUACGACACCCAACCUUCAGAAGUUAACCUUUGUUGGUUGGAGCCACGCUGACAGACAUCCACCGGCCUCCCGUUUGCCUGUUGCUAGGCUGCCUAUGUUGAACACCUUGCAGCUUCGUUCAACAUGUUUAGCACGGAGCAUCCUCUCUUGUCUCUACGUUCCACGGCUACAGUACUUGGAAUUAGCACAUUUGAAUCUGGACUUUGAGUUGCCGCUGCCUGGUGUAGAGGACAUAGCUAGUGGCCUAGUUGAGGAGGUUUACGAGGAUGGCGAUUCAGAUGAUGAAGCCAACGACUUUUCACAGAGCCCAUGGAGUGAUCGGUCAACUGGAAUGGGGUUGAGAGCACUGAUGAAGAGGUCCAAUCCUCCUUUAAAAGUUCUCUAUAUGGACUUCACUGACAUGCGUACCAAAGACUUUGUCUGGCUCUUCCCAAAGCUUCAGGAAUUGGAAGAAUUUGUCAUUGUCGCUUCGGACAUGUCGGAUACUGUUAUGAAGCUACUCGAGCCUUGCCACGAGAAAGCCGGGCCAGCCUCAUCUUUUAUGGAUUCGAACAAUGGUCGUGAUAACGAAGCGGGUCGGGCAGACCCGCAAAGUUCCACGAUAAUGACAAGCAGACUGAUGCUACCAAGGUUGAAGAAGUUGGAGUUAUACAAUUGCAAUAGGUUGUCGGGAGGGACUAUGGUGGAUGUGCUCCUCAAGCGAGUCAGGUAUACCGACCGUCUUAGUCGAAUCACCCUUCCGAUAACACCCCCUGCUUCACCUGCUUCGUCGUCCUUGGAGACCUCAUUUAUCGUUGAGAAUGCUUAUGAGUCCUUGGCCCCUCUCUCACCAGCGGUUGCGAAUGUAGCACAGGUUUACACUCUGGAAAGCCUGGCGAUCGUGGGGUGCGACGGGUUUUGGCAUAGGCAUUCGCAAUUACUGUCAAACGAACUCGGGAAUGAGGAAAGAAAUAUGAGGCUUGAAGCUUAG